UGUCAGAGCCAGCAUCGACUUCAGCGUUUUCAUAUUCGUAAUUUUCCUGCUAGAAGCCAACUUCUAUCUCAGUGUAUUUCUCGUCGGACUCGGUUCACAGGCGAUCGCGCACAUCUACAUUACCUUCUCAAGUUCUUAAGUCUGUCAAAUCACAAUCAAACAACCAACAACCUCAUAAAUACCAACAAACACACACACCAACCCUCAAAAAUGCCCAUCCUACCCAACCCAUCCACGCCACUCUCCCUCCUCGCCCGCGACUCCUCCUCCGAAACCAUCCCCCUCAGCAAACACCACGCAAUCCUCACCACCCUAACAAAACACUACAACACGCGGGGUCUCCAAAUAAUAAUCUUCUGCUUCCUCUCCAGCUUCAUCAUCCUCCUACUCUUCCUAGCCAAGCGACUCUGGCUACGGUAUCACCCCGAACGACUUGUGGAGAUGGAAACGGCGAGGUUAGAAGGCGCUGUGAGGAGGUAUUUGAGACUUGGGGAGGGGAGGGGGAGAGGCGCGGUGGGGGUUAGGAGGGUUUGGAGGGAGAGGGAGGGGAGGACGGGGAGGGGGGUGGGGAGGGAGGUGGAGGUUGUUGUGGGGAGGGUUGUGAGGGAGGAGAUGGGGGUGGGCGUGGGGGGUUGGUGA
This is a messenger RNA of Cadophora gregata, 639 nucleotides long. RefSeq lists its product as uncharacterized. Lineage: Eukaryota; Fungi; Ascomycota; Leotiomycetes; Helotiales; Ploettnerulaceae. The record is from RefSeq and is a predicted model, not a curated record. The coding region runs from base 211 to 639 and encodes 142 amino acids. The transcript has a single exon.